Molecule: messenger RNA, 2079 nt
Organism: Ornithodoros turicata
Lineage: Eukaryota; Metazoa; Arthropoda; Arachnida; Ixodida; Argasidae
Exons: 3
Coding region: 1-2079 (692 amino acids)
Source: RefSeq, a predicted model, not a curated record
AUGGAACGCCUUAAACGAACCCGAGGUGGAACCCUCCAGAUCCCAAAGUUCUCCGGCAAACUUCAGGAAUGGCAACAAUUUUGGGAGCAUUUCGACGUGUCAAUUCAUUCCAACCAGGCGCUAGCCGCUGUCGAGAAGUUCAAGUAUCUAGCGUCCUACCUCGUCGACGACGCGAGGCGCACUAUCGAAGGCAUACGCAUCAAUGGGGACAAUUACCCCACCGCCAUCGCGGCCCUCAAGCACAGGUACGGCCGGCCAGGUUUAUUGACGUCCGAGCACAUCGACGCGCUACUAGCUCUUCGUCCGGUGAAUUGUUCUGGACAGGUGUCCCAGUUAAGGCAUCUGCUUGACCAGGUCUCCUUUCGCACGUCUGCGUUGGCGGCGUUGGACGUUCCCAAGGAGCACUACGCUGUUAUCCAUGAACGCGUCAUCACGCGGUGCCUUCCCGAGGAUCUUUGUGUGCUCUUUCGUCAACGAAGGGUAGAUGCGACCGAUGCCUCACGUCGAGAACGCGGCGGCGACGAUGCUACCGAUGCCUCACGUCGAGACCGCGGAGGAGGUGGCGCAGUAGAUACGCCGACGGAAAACGUCGAGGCUCUUAUCUCCUUUCUCAAAGUCCAAGUCGAGACGCGGGAAGAAGUUGCCUUAACUCGUGCAACCGGUCAGGCCAACCAGCGUCCGAGCCGAAGUCCAAGCAUUCUCCCUAGCCCGGCGACUGCCUCAGCCCUAGCAGCGACGAGCGGGCGUUCUCCGGGGCUAAUGGAUCAUCAACUACGUUCGAGUUCUCGCCCACCGUGUGACUCGUGCCCGUUGUGUGGGUCCACCGAUCACCCGCUUCAGUCCUGUACCGUCUAUUUGCCCACCGCCGACAAGAAGCCGGACAGGCAGAUGUUUUCGAUGCGGGAAACCUGGUCAUCCUUCGAGACUGUGCAGAACGGCAGCGCUGUUGUCCUGCGCCAAUUGCCACGGCCGGCACCUUUCUGUACUCCGUACUACGACAUCACUAGCCUCAAGUCUGCAGAAUACUGGGGGAAUUGCUCGGCUGCAAACUGCUACAGUCUGGGCGUCUGGCCCGGCGGGCAGAAGCAGCUGAGGUGCGAGGUCGAGGGUGAAGAGAAUUUGUCUGUAUUCUCAUUUGCGGCGACGCAUCCCAAGCAUUACCGCUGCGAGCAGGUCACGGUGCGCCUCGAAUCCCUCUUCGAAAGCGACUCCGUUGUCGACUUAACGGCUCUUUGCGUCGACGACCUUUGCCACGUCGUUGUUCCUCCAUUGGGCAUCAAGACAAUCAGGGUGAUGCAAGAGCGCGGCUUGCCAUUUGCCGACACAUGUCACACCGCAGAGAUUGGAGUGUUGGUGGGAGCAGACCAAUAUUGGAAGGUAGUCACCGGUCAUGUCGAACGCCUCGCUGCCGACCUCAUAGCCGUUGAAACCAUCUUCGGAUGGAUUGUACAGAACGUCCGUGGAACGAUAUCAUCGUUGGUGUCAGUUUUCUUCCUCGCACACGAAGAUCAGGAUCACUUCGAGAGUAUUGACCCGUCAGAGAUGUGGCGUCUGGACGCCCUCGGUAUUGCCGACCACGUUGCCGGCGACGACGACUCCGUCGCCUCACUUUGCUUCUCAAGUCAAGUAGAAAAGCGUAAUGGCCGCUAUGUGGUUCCACUUAUGGUUAAGGGCUCUGGACUUCCAGCCGAAGCAAACAACCGGGUAACGGCGGCGCAGCGGCUGGUCGCGCAGUUGCGGCGUUUUCGUUCUUCCCCGCAGCUACUUCUCAAUUACGAUUCCGUCAUUCGGGAAUACUUUGACGAGGGUCAUGCCGAACGGGUUGCUGAUGUUUCGAACCAAACCGACAACGUGUACUACAUGCCCCAUCACGCCGUGAUCCGGAAAGACGCCGUAACGACAAAGCGUCGCGUCGUCUUCGAUGCCUCGUCUCACUGCCCCGGCCAACCGUCUCCUCAUGAAAGGACCCAAGCUGAACGCCGACCUCAUACAUCUAUUACUAGUGUUUCGCUGCAGCACCGUCGUCCUCACGGCAGAUAUAAGAAAGGCGUAUCUACAAAUCAGUAUUCGAACAGAUGA